This is a messenger RNA of Kickxella alabastrina, 1557 nucleotides long. RefSeq names its product multicopper oxidase-domain-containing protein. The annotation marks the transcript as partial. The transcript has a single exon. The record is from RefSeq and is a predicted model, not a curated record. NCBI's taxonomy places the organism in Eukaryota, Fungi, Kickxellomycota, Kickxellomycetes, Kickxellales, Kickxellaceae. Gene Ontology annotation, molecular function: oxidoreductase activity; copper ion binding.
CUUUCAAGCUGGUGCUACGGCGCCCGCGUGGUACACAACUGGGACAUUGGCUACGUGAUGGUUAAUCGUGACGGCUACAACCUGAGGCGCGCCAUCGGUGUCAACGGAAAGCUGCCUGUCCCACCAGUCUACAUUACUGUUGGAGACAUACUGGUCAUCAACGUUGUCAACUCGCUGGAUGCACCAACGACUAUCCACGCGCAUGGGCUGCUGCAGAACGGCACCGGCUACAUGGAUGGCGCUGGCAUGGUAACCCAGUGCGGGAUACCUCCUGGUACAAACUUUACCUAUGAGCACUACGUGCACCAGGCGGGCACAUUCUGGCUACACGGCCACUUUGACCACCAGAAUGUCGACGGGCUGCGCACACCGCUGAUUGUCUAUGACAAGGAUUUGAGCGCACUCCCAAUGCAAUAUGACGAGGAUGUUCUGAUGUUCAUGGAGGAGUGGUAUCCAGUGGAGUUCCACACGCGGAUGGAUGAGCUGCUUAAUCCGACAGUGACAUUCCCUCCGCCAGCAUCAUUCCCGUUUGGGUUGAUCAACGGGUUCAAUGGAAAUGAGACAAAGCCUAUUUGCUUUAUGCCGAGAAAAAAGUAUCGACUUCGUGUAGUUAAUAUGGCAUCGACAGAAUGGUUCAAGUUCAGCUUGCCGGGUCACAUUUUGAACAUCAUUGAGGCCGACGGGAUCAUUUCGCAGCCACUGGCCGUUGAUGGUUUGGAUAUCGGCCCCGGACAAAGAUACUCGGUGGUCGUCCAGGCGCACAAUUCUGACGAGUUUAACUAUAUUUACAAUGCGACGCUAUAUGCCAACUUUGUCCCAUUUUUGCCUGGGCUCAACCCAAGGUACUACCAGGGCCUGAUCGAGUACAAAAGGGGUGCACCAGUCAAAAAUAUUGCCACAGAUAGCGACAAAAAAAUGCUGUGGGCCGAGGAUACAAGUUUGCAGGCAUUUGAUAUGCAGCCGGCCUUAAAGGUCGACCGGACAAUUAGGCUGGUUGCAGGCAGCAGGAGAUACAAGGGCAACAUGACGCUGGCGGUUCUCGACAAGGUGCCCUACAGAUCACCACUGGCCCCCACGCUUUUUACUGCGCUCUCAAUGGGCCAUCUGGCAUUGGACGAGGCUAUAUACGGUCCGCAGACUGAGGCACAUGUAAUCAGACAUGGUCAAGUGAUUGAGAUCGAUAUGCACAAUCCAACGGCUAUCGACCACGCUAUGCACCUCCAUGGCCACACAUUCCAGAUCAUCGAGUCGGGACCAUCCGGGGUCUCUAGCACUGCCAGGCUAGAUCCGGCGCCAGUUAAAAAGUUUAGUGGAUGGCCGAUAAAAAGAGACACGGUAGUUGUUGCUGCAUUCCACUAUGUGAAGCUGCGCUUCGUUGCUGACAAUCCGGGAGUGUGGCUGUUCCAUUGCCAUAUGGACGUGCAUUUUGCUUUGGGUCUGGCGGUGACGUUUGUUGAGGCGCCGGAUAUGCUGCAAAGAACGCAGAGUAUCCCGAAGAAUAUGAUACAGAUGUGCCUACGGCAGGGAAUCAAGGCUUCUGGGAACGGGGCUGGCAAC